Molecule: messenger RNA, 192 nt
Organism: Nezara viridula (southern green stink bug)
Lineage: Eukaryota; Metazoa; Arthropoda; Insecta; Hemiptera; Pentatomidae
Source: the annotation of a GenBank genome assembly
AUGAAGGCCGAUGUUAGUAAGUUGAUAAAAAGAGGUCUGUACUACAGACUAUUUCUUUCUGAACAUAAAUAUUUGAUAUGUAUUUACUCUCUCUAUAGUCCCAGCGCAGACCUCGCAAAAGUAAGAACGUUUGCUGAUAAUGGAGCUGAUCCUACAAGCAUUAGCCUCACUUUACCACCAAGAGACUCCUGA